AUGCAAAGUUAUAUUGAAGAGCGUGAGCGUGAAGUAGCAGAGCGUGAAGCUGCAUGGAGGUCGCCGUUAAACACGCCGCCACCAGUUACAACCGUCGCUGAAACUGGGACAGACUCACCGCUCCACAACAAGGCCAGAAAUGGGGUAGAAGUCACCCUACAGGGUCUGGAAAGAAACAGCAGCCGGCUUCUCUUGCUAGCUGCAUUUCUCCCAGACAUGUAUAGUUUUGCAGAUGCGUUUGAUGAGAAUGGAAGGCCAGCAUCAGGUGAUGAAGGUGUUGUACCUCUGAAUGCUUCGCUCCAAAUUGAUCUUGAGUGGAUAUCUUGGAAGGUUGUAUCUGACAUAACCAAGGAUAAGAAUGUUCUCAAGAAGACCUUGAAGGAGGGAGAGGGGUAUGAACGUCCCAAUGAUGGAGCUGUGGUUCAAGUGAAACUUAUUGGUAAGCUGCAAGAUGGGAUUGUUUUCGUGAAGAAGGGUCAUGAUGAUGAGCAGCCAUUUGAGUUCAAAAUUGACGAGGAGCAAGUAAUUGAUGGACUUGAUAAAGCUGUGAUGAACAUGAAGAAAGGGAAAGUUGCAUUGGUGACCAUACAUCCUGAGUAUGCUUUUGGCUCAUCUGGGUCAACUUAGGAAUUGGCCACCGUUCCUCCCAACUCCAACGUGUACUAUGAAGUUGAGCUGGUUUCCUUUGUAAAGGUGAGGGAGAAUUGUCUUAUGUUCCUAAUGUUUUAUGGUUCUGACAAUAUUAAAAACAACACUAAUUUAAUAAAAAUGGAAUGCAAGAAAAGGAAUCAUGGGAUCUGAAUACACCCGAGAAGAUAGAGGCAGCUGGAAAGAAGAAGGAAGAAGGGAAUGCAUUAUUCAAGGCUGGCAAAUAUGAAAGAGCAUCAAAGAGAUAUGAAAAGGUAUUGUACUCCCUGCAAAA
Messenger RNA from Arachis duranensis, 922 nucleotides. RefSeq names its product peptidyl-prolyl cis-trans isomerase FKBP62-like. Gene Ontology annotation, biological process: protein peptidyl-prolyl isomerization. Lineage: Eukaryota; Viridiplantae; Streptophyta; Magnoliopsida; Fabales; Fabaceae. Gene Ontology annotation, molecular function: peptidyl-prolyl cis-trans isomerase activity. Bases 1 to 627 code for a protein of 208 amino acids. The transcript is spliced from 4 exons. The record is from RefSeq and is a predicted model, not a curated record. Gene Ontology annotation, cellular component: cytoplasm.